GGGGAGUUGUUGAGCCCAUGUCGAUGUGACGGAUCGGUGAAAUGCACGCACCAGCCGUGUCUGAUCAAAUGGAUUAGCGAGAGAGGCUGCUGGAGCUGUGAGCUGUGUUACUACAAGUAUCACGUCAUUGCCAUAAGCACAAAGAACCCUCUGCAGUGGCAGGCCAUCUCUCUGACAGUCAUUGAGAAGGUUCAGAUAGCAGCGGCCAUCUUGGGUUCCCUCUUCCUCAUCGCCAGUAUCUCGUGGCUCAUCUGGUCAACCUUCAGUCCUUCGGCCAAAUGGCAGCGCCAGGACCUGCUCUUCCAGAUCUGCUAUGGAAUGUAUGGCUUCAUGGACAUUGUCUGUAUAGGUCUAAUAAUACACGAAGGGCCCUCGGUUUACCGGAUUUUUAAACGGUGGCAGGCGGUCAAUCAGCAGUGGAAAGUGCUGAACUAUGACAAAACAAAGGACAUGGAGGAACAAAAAACAGGGACCAGGACAAAUCAGCGCCCCUCCUCCCAAACCACCCACUCGUCCUCCACUGGUGGUACAGCCACUAACUCCGCUCCAGCCGACAGCGGGGCCCGGGCUGCCGGCCAUGCCACAGGCACCCUCUCUGACCACCACUGUGCUUACACCAUCCUGCAUAUACUCAGCCACCUGAGGCCUCACGAACAGAGGAGCCAGUCUAGUAGUAACAGAGAGCUCGUCAUGAGGGUCACGACGGUCUGAGCCUAGGAAUUCAGGAGGCCUUAACACGAAGCGGAGGAGACAAAGAACUCAUAAAGCAGAGGAGCAUGGUGUGCCUUUUUCUUUCUCUUUCUUUUUUUUUUUCUUCCUUCUUUUCUUUUUUGGUAACUGCACAAGAUAUAAGAGGCGGCACUUGGCCAGCUGAGGAAAAAACAGGUGGAGGGAGAGCUGCACACUCAUGCUAAAGAGGUUAAUGUUUUCCAGCCAGUAAAAAAACCACAAAUCACAAAAAAAAACAACAAAACAAGUGCAAUACAGACUAAAAACUGAGUAGGCAGAGUUCUGAGGAAGCAGAGGAACAGACAGCUUAGUAUGUCUUUCAAAUUUUAUUACCUGGAAUAGGUAAUGCUGUACACACACACCCCGUACACACACACACGCAUACACACACACAAGUGUGAGAUUUAUAAAAACAAUGAAGGGAAUGAAAUAUUUGGGAUAUUUUUUUUCCAGACUGUGAUUAACCAGGGCUAUGAGUCGUUUUGUUUCAUGAGUCAUUCUGGAACCUUGUUCAAUUUACCAUAGGAUAUUCGAAGCGAAAUGGCUGGGGAUUUUUCAGUAUUGAUUUA
Molecule: messenger RNA, 1298 nt
Organism: Struthio camelus australis
Lineage: Eukaryota; Metazoa; Chordata; Aves; Struthioniformes; Struthionidae
Source: RefSeq, a predicted model, not a curated record